Messenger RNA from Microthlaspi erraticum, 483 nucleotides. The record is from the annotation of a GenBank genome assembly. Lineage: Eukaryota; Viridiplantae; Streptophyta; Magnoliopsida; Brassicales; Brassicaceae.
AUGUUAAUGAUCCUCUUUGCGCUUAUUUCAGCAGCAGCAACAGCACAAGUGACUGGUGGUCCUCCUGCAACACAGCAGAACAGAACCAUCGAACCUAGUGUCUAUAGAACUUGGUGCGUUUGCAAGCCAUAUUCCUCCCUUACUAAACUGAGAUAUGAAGUAAGUUGGGCUUGUGAGAAUGGUGCUGAUUGCUCACCAAUUGAAAAGGGUGGCCUUUAUGAGAACCUCAGCUUCACAGACCAAGUUUCUUAUGCUUUCAAUGACUUUUACCAGAAGGAUCCUACACACCGCCAGUGUUAUUUCCAUGGCGCUGCUAGGAUUACAAAUAAAGACCCAAGUACUCCGACGUGUAAGUUCCCAUCUAACAGUACUUCCACAUUCCCAGCGAGUUCUUCAACAAGAAGGGAAGUUCCAAACCUAGGAAGCUUCUUGUGGGGUCUUGGAUUCACAUACCUGGCUUAUCUUGCUGCUCAGAUAGCAUGA